UUCUUUUUCUUCUUCUUCUUUCUCUCAUUUUUUAAACAAUUUAAAUCAUGUCUUACUCUAGAAAGCCCUCUUCUGUAUCUGUUGGUAACGAACGUCACCAUCCUCAUACACUCUCUACUCUUGAUUUCCAAGGUGCAAGCUCUGCUGCUGCUGCUAAAGCUAUGAAAUCAGAGCUGAGCAAACUUAGUGCUCAAAUCGAAAAUGAAGAAGAAAGAAAGUACUUCACCCAAGAAAUGGAUGGUUUCUAUAUGCUCUUUACUCGUUACUUGGACGAAAAGGCAAAGGGCAAGAAAUUGAACUGGGAAAAGAUCCAAACACCCUCCAGUGAACAGAUCGUUCCUUAUGCCCAACUAUCUGAAUGCAACCAAACAGGUGAUCUCGAAAAGUUGGCUGUCUUGAAGCUAAAUGGUGGUUUGGGUACUACCAUGGGCUGUGUUGGGCCUAAAUCUGCUAUCGAAGUACGUGACGGCAUGACCUUUUUGGAUUUAAGUGUUCGACAAAUCGAGUACUUGAACAAGAAGCAUGAUGUCAGUGUACCAUUCAUUCUCAUGAACUCUUUCAAUACGGAUGAAGACACAAAGCGUAUUGUUCAAAAGUAUGCUAGUCAUAAUGUUGAUAUCAUCACCUUUAAUCAAAGUCGUCAUCCCCGUAUCAAUAAGGAAUCUAUGCUUCCUGUACCUCGUUCCCCCGAUUCCCCUAUUGAACAAUGGUAUCCUCCUGGUCACGGUGACUUGUACGAGUCCAUCUAUAACUCAGGUCUACUUGAUCAAUUGAUUGCUCAAGGCAAGGAAUAUUUGUUUGUAUCCAACGUCGAUAAUUUGGGUGCUACUGUUGAUCUCAACAUUCUUCACCACAUGGUCGAGAGUGGUGCUGAAUUUAUUAUGGAAGUAACCGAUAAGACAAAGGCUGAUAUCAAAGGUGGUACUCUUGUUGAUGAUGAUGGUCAUAUUCGUCUCUUGGAAAUUGCUCAAGUACCCGAUGAACAUGUCGAAGACUUCAAGUCUGUUAAAAAGUUCAAAAUCUUCAACACAAACAACCUGUGGAUCAACUUGAAGGCCAUUAAGCGUGUUAUGGAUGAAGAGGCCAUGGAUUUGGAAAUUAUUGUUAAUCACAAGACAACACCUCAAGGUGAAAAGGUAAUUCAAUUGGAAACCGCUGUGGGUGCUGCGAUCAAGCACUUUAGAAACGCUCAUGGUGUGAACGUACCUCGUGCUCGUUUCUUACCUGUCAAAUCAACCUCUGACCUUUUCUUGGUCACAUCCAACUUGUACUCUCUUGUUCAUGGUCAAUUGAUGAUGAACCCUGAUCGUAUGUUCAACAAUGUUCCUUUAGUCAAGCUUGGAGAUCACUUCAAGAAAGUCAGUGACUUCUUGACUCGAUUCAAGACUAUUCCCAAGAUCUUGGAACUUGAUCAUUUGACAGUUACAGGUGAUGUCUGCUUCGGUUCCAAGGUCGAACUUCGCGGUACAGUCAUUAUUGUUGCUAACCAUGGAGAACAUAUCGAUAUUCCUUCUGGAACUGUUCUCGAAAAUAAGGUCGUCACUGGCUGCUUACGUAUUCUUGAUCAUUAAAAAGUGAUAACCCUUCAUUAACUCAUUCUCCCUUUUAUACAUGCAUCAAACUCUUCCUCUUUAUCCAUACAGAAUGUAACUAUUACAUUUAAAAAUAAAAAUCUUAUUUCCUGUUUGACCUUUUUUUGUGUAACAAGUAUAACGUAAUGAUUACUUCGUGCUGUGCUUCCAGUCUCAGCUGGACUUUAAAUUGAACACUUCUUUGAAAUAAGACUUCCAAGAACCUAGAAUUUCAUGCAC
Messenger RNA from Rhizopus microsporus ATCC 52813, 1811 nucleotides. RefSeq names its product UTP-glucose-1-phosphate uridylyltransferase, variant. Bases 48 to 1571 code for a protein of 507 amino acids. Gene Ontology annotation, cellular component: cytoplasm. NCBI's taxonomy places the organism in Eukaryota, Fungi, Mucoromycota, Mucoromycetes, Mucorales, Rhizopodaceae. The transcript is spliced from 6 exons. Gene Ontology annotation, biological process: glycogen metabolic process; UDP-alpha-D-glucose metabolic process. The record is from RefSeq and is a predicted model, not a curated record. Gene Ontology annotation, molecular function: UTP:glucose-1-phosphate uridylyltransferase activity.